This is a messenger RNA of Chara braunii, 4217 nucleotides long. The record is from the annotation of a GenBank genome assembly. NCBI's taxonomy places the organism in Eukaryota, Viridiplantae, Streptophyta, Charophyceae, Charales, Characeae.
UCGUGAGGGAAUGAACUGCUGAGUGGGGCCCUUCGUCCUAUCGUUUUUUAUAACAGGAAGUUUGAAGCCAAAGGCGGUUAAUCAAAAUGCCAGAGGAGAUGGCGGACGGUGGGAGGAGGCUCGUGACACUCGACGACCUCAUCGAUGCCUUGGACAAGCGCGAGAGGGCACCGAGCAAUGUCCCAAAGGUUGAGACAUUCCAUUUCAAGGGGGAUCGGGUAUCUGACUGGUUGGAUCUGACAGAGCAGGCACCGGUAGGACUAUCAGCUGAGGUCAAGCUCCAACGGGUCCUAAGGUAUGUCCUGCAUAGUCACCGUAGGGAAGUAAGUAAGGUCGUGGACGCCGCCAAUGGCAGUUGGACAAAGUUUGGGGACCUGGUGCAGAGGAAGUACAGGCUGGGGGAUGGCCUGUUGACCAUGGCCGACUUGGAGGCCAUGAGUAAGGAAGACUUCUCUACCAUUGGGGCGUUCGUGCAUGAAUUUAAGAAAAAAGCGAGGAAAGUCCACGGGAUUUCGGAGGAGGCGCAGUGCGCCACAUUUAUGGGAUUGCUUACAGACUCAGAGGCCGCGGAAUUGACAAAGCAUGGGGAAGGGAGUGAGAAGCUCACCUGGGCGACUAUAGACAAAAGAGUGGAAGAAGGGAGCUUGGACCAGGUGGAGCAGCACCAGAUGCGGUUGCAGAGGCGUAAGAGGAAGGAAAGGGAUGCUACCGCAUCCGGGACCCCAGGGGUGAAAAGGAUCGUCACGGAUGUAUUGGCGGCGCUGGGAUAUGACAAUGAGGCGGAAAUACAGAAAAGAGGGGUGACUGUGGCGCAAGGCCGGGCGUACCAGGAAAGGUUGAGGAUGAUGUGCGAAAAGGCCCGGGAAUGGGAGGCGAAUCUCCCUGAAGUAAUGCUCUAUGGGUCCGGCCCGGAGUGGUCAUCAGGACCGCAAGGAUAUCUAGGUGUGGCGACGGCCGGGGCAGGCCCUAGGUCGGGAAUGACCUUUAGACCCCCUACGUCGCAUGGGAGGGUAGCGCAGGCUGCGCAGACUAGGAGCCAGAGCAAGGCUACUACGAGCCAGGGACCUAGUAAGGCACCUAGCCAAGCACCUCCUCGGAAGGAGCCUGAGCCUGAACGAAGGAAGGAAGUGGUGGAAGUUCAGGAAGAGGAGGAUGAGGGUGACUACGAAGAGGAUGAGAGGCUCCGCCAGGAAGAGGACCGGCGAGCCGAGCAGAGGGCCAAGAAGAGAGGAAUUCAGGGAGAGGCGGAGCCGAGCCUGCGCGAUGGCGCGCCAAAAAGGAAGAAGUACGAGGUCCGGCUGGAGGAGGGUUUUGACGUGGAGCGAAUGGUGGACAAGCUCAUGGAGGGUCAUAAUGAUCUGAUGAAUCUGAAAGACAUCUUGGCGUCGCCGCCAAGGCUCCGUGGUGAGCUAAAAGGGCGGCUCUCACGAAGGGACCAGCCGAGUAUUGCAAUGGUGGACACGGGCGCUGAGAUGAAGAUUAUCCGGGAGCGAGAUGCGACCAUGCUAGGGCUGGAGGUUGACCACUCAGAUCAUGGUGUGCUGCGUGGCGCUAACUGCAAAGCAUUUUUCUGCGGCACCGCGUCUAAUGUGAUGGUGGAAAUUGGGAGGGUAAGAGCACGAACGUCCUUCUUCGUCAUGCCCGAUGUCGAUCACCCUAUCCUUUUGGGGAGGUCGUUCCUCUGCCGAACGGAGAACUUGGUCUUCAACAGGCACGAGGGGACAAUGAUCCUGGCCCUAUCUGAUCCGGCCUGCGGGAACUACGAGAUCAUCAAGUGUCGAAACACGGGACCCGGAAGUGGGAGGAACAGGCUCAACCUCGGCUCCUUUACCUUUGAGGAGUCUGAGUACGCGCGACGAAGGCUCCGGGAGGAACAAGAGGAGGAAGGGGCGGCCGAGGUAUUGUCUCUGAGCCUUAACGAUGUAAAUAAGGCGAUGGAGGUGGUGGCGGCGCAUGAUAUGGCGGACCCUGAGGCUAUAAAGGCAUUGAGAGAGCAGGUCCUGGAGAGCCCUCAGGUGGGAGAAGUGGAACUGAUCUAUUGGCUUCCAGGAAGGAAAGGGAACCCUGCGAUGGCCCAGGCCCGAACGACAAAUGAAGAGAAGAAGGUGGUGGACUACCUGGACAAGAAGAUGCGGACAUACGUGGCAAACUACUCCAGUGGAUCGUAUGCCUCCCCUUGGUUUUGUUUUAUCAAGCCGAACGGGACGUUACGGAGUUUUGUGAAGGACUUCGCCACCAAGACGGAGCAUUUGAGGAAGCUGGUGCGUCAAGAUCAGGAGUGGGUCUGGGGCGAAGACCAGGAGAAGGCUGUGGAAAGGAUGAAGGGGGAGUUCAAGGAAGGAGGCUUGGUGCUGGGAGCGCCAAAUUAUGAGGCCACGGAGGAAAGGUUAUUCGUUGUCGAGACGGACGUGGGGCCAACUGCCUUAGGAAGGGGUCCUGAUUCAGGCAGAUGUGGAUGGGAAGGAGAGGCCGCUAAGCUCAGGAGGGCGUUCGAACGGCCGGGCCGUGAGAGACACGAGCCCAGGGUCGAGAGGCGAAGGCGAAGCAAGAGGCCAAGGGAACCGGCGCCGAGGGAGGCGGAGCUGGCCAAAGAGAGGAGGAGGGCCCCAGCGCAGCGAGAGGAUGAGCCCGCGGGUGCCGCACUGGAAGAGGAUUCGUUCCCUGCUUGUGGUCUCCGGGCAGUUGAGUUUUGGCGGAUUACGAGCGAGGAGUUGCGGUCGCCUUCGCCAUCGCCUCCGAGGCGGGAGCUGGACAUACCAGGAGAGACGUUGUUCCGGAGCCUGGCGACUCACCUCGACGUAUCUCGAUGGGAGGCCUCACGGUUGGGAGAGGGCUCAGCUGGGCCAGUACGAUAUGUGUCGUUGGAGGAGCCUUUGGAUUCCGAGGCAGAGGUGGACGUACGGGACCGACGGGAGCCACAUGAUCCUAGGAUGAUAGUUGAGCCACGGGGGCAGGCUGAAAUGGAGGCGGCGGGGAUAGAGCCGACGCCGCCGGUCGAUCCCAAGACGAGUGAGCAGCGGAUCGACAAGUUGUGGGGGAGGUACGAGAGCCAGAGGGACGCAGCCCGCCAGAGGUCACGAGAGACAGGACAGGCGGACGAGGAGGCAGGUGAGCUGAGGGAGACGGGGGACUUAGGGUUCUCCGUGACUAGGAAGGCGAUUGAGCGUGUGGAUAGGAGCAUAUACGAGACGGCAGUUACAUCCUUCCAGUGGUAUAGUCUACUCAGCAAUGAGCUCAGGGUCAGAGAGUUGGAGGUGGAGCACCUGACUACUCAGCUUGCCGAGGAGAGGGCGGGGAGCCAUACGGGAGAAGCUGAGUGGGAGAAGAGAUUUGGGGAGAUGGCAGUCAUCGGCCGAGGGAUGCGGGCUUCGCCAAGUCAGGGAGCAGCGGUGGAGGCCCCUCAACAGGUCGGGCCAAUGGGGGAGGUGCCCUUGGACACGACCGAGGAGGAGGGUGGCGCACAGGAGUCGCUUAUGGCUAUGUCCACGGAGAGGAGAGGCUCGCGUUUGCAUGAGCUGGUGGCAGCCAUGGGGAUAGGUACUCCACAGGAGAGGCCUCAGAGACUCGACAAUCCAGAGUAUGCCCCGAGGUUGGGAGAGCUGAGGGCGGAGCUGGGCUCCUGGGCCACAGAGACGGGCUCAGGAGGACCUGACUCAGGGCGGCAGCAGCAGCAGGAGGUCAUGAGUGAGCCCACCGCCAUGGUGGGCUCUCAGCCGUCAGGAUCAGGUGGGGAUGAGAUGGUGGUUGUGACAGAGAGGCCUCAUGAGGAGGGACCCCGAGAGUUGGACACGCCAGACUUCAGGCCAGUGAGCACAGUCGUACGAGAGGGUGAGGGCGUUGAGGCUAUGGAGCCCGGACCUCAGGGCCAUAUGGGAUUGCCCUCGUGUCAUGAGGUGACCACUGAUUCUAUGGGGACGCCUUCAGCAUCAAGUUCCCAAGGGAGAAACAAGAAGACUGUCAGAUGGUUUGAUACCUCCUGCUUUUGGUGCAAGAAGGAAGGGCAUAGAGUCGUGGACUGCCCAGAACUCCUCGAGGAUAAGGUCGAGGGGCGAGUUGCGGAGUUUAACAGCAAGUUCUAUGACAAGCAGGGCAGGAUAGUGGAGCGAGCUCCUAAUGGGGGCAGGGCUCAGUUAUAUAGGCAGAACCAGGAGGAAUUAUGUGAGUAGGGACUAGUCUGUCUAUGUGUCAGUAGGGUCAGAGUAUUUGGCACACAGAGG